AUGCGUUUUGCGAUUGUUGCUGCCGGAGCCGUGGUCCUUGGUGCUACAGUCGCUGAAGCCCGGUCCGUUGCAUCCAGCCCUAGACGUCAUGUGGAGAGAGUGAUGAAACGGUCGAAUGCUCACGAGACUAGAGUUGAGAUCGAACGCAUAAACUUCACACCUUCCCGAUUAUCCAAGAGAUCAAAACUUGCGGACGAAGACUGGACCAAUACAGCCUCUUCUGAUGAGACCGAUUCAACACAUGACAUCGAUUCAUCCUUACACGUGGCUGCGAGUGAUCACAAAAAUAACAAAAUACACAGCAAGCAUCGCAAAGACCGUGUUACAUCAUCGCAACGAGCUAGAACCGUGGUCUCCAACCCAUCAGACGCGUUGCCCAACAAUGUUGUAUGGACGAUAGAAAAGAAAAAGGAUGAAGAAUCAUCCAAAUCAGGCGCGUCUCAAUUCACAAUCACGCCGAUUCUCCCCGGAGGAAAGUCAACGAAAGAAAGAAAAGCAGCGCAAGCGCCCGAGCCAUCGAUAACAGGAGCUGAAUACAUGAUCAUACCCGUCAACCCUAUCCAACCGACCGCCGGUGCAUUGCCAGCCGCGUCUCCCAUUACAGAACUACUCGAACACGCAGAUCCAAUGACCGCUCAAGCAAACGACUUAUCGUCUACCACUACUCUUCUCCGAGCCAUCGAAAACUAUCGGGAGGCAGUGGCCGAACAAGCCGCUGAUUCCGAGAAAACCGCCGUCAAAGCAGAUCUUCCGCUUCUUUCUAACCAGAAAUCCCGAGCUUCGAAACACAAGUCGAGCAAGUCGACCAAAGCAUCGCAAAAGGAUGAAGACAACUGCGACUCUGAAUCGGAAAAUACUUCUUCAGACUUCGACGCCACACCUACAGACUUCAGAACAGUCCAGACAGAUGAUGUCGCACAAUAG
Molecule: messenger RNA, 924 nt
Organism: Puccinia triticina
Lineage: Eukaryota; Fungi; Basidiomycota; Pucciniomycetes; Pucciniales; Pucciniaceae
Exons: 2
Coding region: 1-924 (307 amino acids)
Source: RefSeq, a predicted model, not a curated record